Messenger RNA from Rangifer tarandus platyrhynchus (Svalbard reindeer), 783 nucleotides. NCBI's taxonomy places the organism in Eukaryota, Metazoa, Chordata, Mammalia, Artiodactyla, Cervidae. The record is from the annotation of a GenBank genome assembly.
AUGGGCACCAAAUUUUGGCAGCAGUCUGUUGAGGACAAAGAGGACAAGACCCCCACGUGGCAGAAGUUCACCCAGGCAGAGAUGGCAGAGGCUGUGGAACGAGACCGGAAGCGCCGAGAGGAGAGGCUGGACGCCUGUGCCGCCAAACUCAAGCAGCUGGACCAGAAGUGCAAGCAGGCUUAUGGGACCGGCUGUCUCUCUCAGGACCAGAGCUGUGUGCCCCCACUGCUGGAGAGGAAGAUGACUGCCAUUGACCCCGCCCCCAUGUGGAGCCCCGAGGGUUACAUGGCACUGCAGAGCAAAGGCUACUCGCUGACCCACCUGAAAUCCAGCGACAAUUUGGCCAUGGACGUGCAUGUCAGUGACUCCUGGACCAAAGUUGCCACUGCCUUCACCAGCACUGAGCCUGGCUCUGCUGAGGCCGGGCUCACCUCCAGCAUCCCCAUCCUGCAGCGUGACCACCACAUCCAGAGAGCCAUCAGCCUCUCCCACAUGUCCUUCCCCACCGCUGACUUCACUCUGAAGGCUGCCGCUGCCCAGCAGAUCCCAAUUUCCCUUCUCACAUCUCUGCAAGCUCAAGCCCAGCUGGGACUGAGGGGUGGGCUGCAUGUCUCCCAGUCUCAGGAGAUCUUCAGCUCCUUACAGCUCUUCAGGUCCUGGGGCACGUGGGGCCCGUUCACCUCGGGGACGAGCUCUAGCAGCUUCCAUCAUGGCUCUUCGUCUGUCAGGGCCACCCUGGCCUUCUGGGGCCCGGUGAUGACCCUCACCUUCAGCCCUGCCUGA